CAGCUGGCUUGGAUAGCUGCAAAAAGCAUUUCAUAUUUUUGGUGUCUAAAAUGAACACUCCAGGGGUGCUUGUCUUCCACUGAACCUGUUUACUUUGUGCUUCAUACGUUAGGUAAGAGGAAAUUAGUUCUCUGUGUGCUAGAAAUAUCAGUAUGAAAGCGCUAACCUCACAGACUGAGCUCUGAUCAGGGAGCUCAAAAGCCCCUUUGAUCUGAAUUCAUUGCAAACACCUAGCUCACAGACCCCUAUAGAUUUCUAGUUUUAAAUUAGUGCCUAAUGAAGUGAAGUUUAUCUCUGAAAACCUUUGUCACAGCUGGACAUAACUAGCAAUAGUUACUUGCAAGACUACAACUUAAGGGGAAAACUAAAUGAAUCUCAGCAGGUUAUCCUUCUAGGACAAAGUUGAAAUGUGCUUUUAUAGGUAGCAUAAUAAAGCAUAGCCUUCAUCCAGGUCCCUAGACUACAUCACAAAAACAGCAUGAAAUUUGCCUCUUAUUAGUAGUCGCUGCAUAGAAGCAUCAGAGUAGAAAGAAGAAGCUACAUCAGUCAAGGGUUAUAUUCUUCCAUGGUUAUGAGAGGAGUAAUAUGUGCAUCAUUCAUCUAUGGUCAAUCAGAGAACACUAUUUCUAGGAAGCUCCAAGAUAAUUUCUUGUUCACCUAAUUAAGUUUUUAACAGUCAAAGCACAACAGCUUUUCAUUAUUUAGUCCAUCCAAACCACACAGUUUCUGUUGAGAAUUGUUAAUGAUACAGUAGCAUAAGUAGAUUCAAGUACCUACUAUUUUUCUCACAUGUUGAAUCCCCACCCUUCUUAUCAUCCACAAUCUGAGAGGACAGCCCUCCGCCCUCGGGCAGGAUGACUUCUAUGUCAUCACAUCCCAAGCUCUUUGUGAGAGGACUGUGGUGCUGUUGCAGCAGUUACUAGUCAGAGUUUCUUCUUCAUCAGUCUAGGGUUUUACUCAAUAUUAUUUUUAUGUGUUCCAGACAGCUUAUUUGCUAAUAAACCUGUGUGUUUGCAGCACUAAUUUAGUUAUGCCACAUUUGUUUAAAUCUGUGAAUCCUUCUGUGUGUACAGGGGGACUUCUUUCAUGGUACAAUCCACAUGACUGCACACAGACAAACAAAACUUGACUCAAAGUUGAAAAAUUCUUAAGUGCUAGCCAGAUGAUUCUCAAAGGACAAAGACACAGGUCAGGCAGCGAAUGCCUAGGCACUGGCUAAUUUUGUCAUUGUGUGUAGGACCAGCUGGGUGAUAGGCAUCUCUCCAGACCUGAGAGGAAGUUGCAGGCAAGAGUUAUGUAAAUAAUUGUACAAGUACCACUAAAAUGAAGCUCAAAUUAACCAGUUCAGAAGAGAUCUAACAAGGCCUGAGGUGGCUUUUAGGUUUUAUAAGUGCUAUGAAGCCUGACUCCCCAUACUAGCACAUGGCCUCAUGCAGUCCGCUGUACCACAGGAGUUAAGGCACUUCCCUCAGUCCUUGCUUGCAGCAUGACUUACUCUGCAAGUGUCUCAGACACACCCUCCUUUAAUGAGCACCUUCAGUAUUCUUUUUUUUUCUUUUUUUCCUUCUUUUGUAAUGGGUUAUUGAGUGUCUUUGUUUAGUCACCUCCAUUGAAAAAGUCCUUGCCUUUGGUGACUAAUCCUGUGAAGUAGAACAUUUGGAGAAGGGCAGUUAAUUUAAUAGAGGUUAUCGUGUCUUCUGCUAUCCUCGGUUUUAACAUGAAGGCAAGAAUGAAUAAAUCUAACUGCGAUUUCCAUGGAAUCUUUUGUGCUGCUUUGGACGCUGUGCUGCCUAAACACAGCCAGUUCAUUUUACCUUGCUAUCUUUGUCCCUCAGAGUUAGUUUUCAUGUCUUAGAAGUACAAAGAUAUAUUCUAUAAAACCUUCUCAGGUGUUUGGUUCUAAAAAUCACGUAAAAUAUCUGCGUGCAGUAAAAGCAAAGAAUUAAUUUGUCCUUAAUGCAAAUUGUAAUUAGAGAUGCAUGAGUUCUUCCUUCCUCAUCUGAGCCAUUGUGUAUGUGUAUGUGCGAACAAGCUCCAUCCCUUUAUAGCUAUAAUGUAUGCAAUAAAUGUUAAAAUUAACCUUUUCAUUGUUAAGGAGCUCUUUUUUUUUGAAGAUAAUACAUCAUUAAGGUUUGCCUUAACAUGCUGUUGUGAAUAGGAAAAGCAAAAGCCUAGUUUCAUACCACCUCACAGAGUCCCAAUGCCAUAAACCUAUCACAAACAUGAUUAGUCCUAUUUGCAGAGUAUACGGUGCUUAUCUCUGCUUUAGUUCUAGGAGACCCACCAAGAGUGAGAAAAGCCUCCUUUACUUUUUGUGGUAGGAAAAGCUGUUUUAUGUCCUCUUACAUCUGGAGGGGAAACACUGGAUAAACAGAUCCUUUGACAAGCCUGGUGAUAGUAAGGGAAAAUCUGCUUUUUGUUGCUCUCACGAUUCAUAAUAGGUUUUAUUGUUUUGGUUCUAGUGAAAACACAUGUGCCUGCUUUGAAAUGGUUCUGUAAAACUGGCAGAGAUCUCCUUUACCUGCAGACUUUUAACUUCUCCCCUUUCCUAUCCUUACCACACAGGCCCGUGACGGAGGGUUAGACCGGAUCAGUGGAGUCAUGCAUCACACAGCUGUAUCAUGCUGGCAGCCAUUCCUGGGUCUGGCUGUGCUGCUAGUCUUCACGGGCAACACCAUAGGCUGCCCAGCCCGCUGUGAAUGCUCAGCACAGAACAAGUCUGUCAGCUGUCACCGAAGGCGUCUGAUGUCCAUACCAGAGGGCAUUCCCAUUGAGACCAAAAUCUUGGACCUCAGCAAGAACCGACUGAAGAGUGUCAACCCUGAGGAAUUCACAUCAUACCCUUUGCUGGAGGAGAUUGACCUCAGUGACAAUAUAGUCACUAAUGUGGAGCCUGGAGCCUUUAACAACCUCUUCAACUUACGCUCCUUGAGGCUGAAAGGAAACCGUCUGAAGCUGGUCCCCCUUGGGGUGUUCACUGGGUUGUCAAACUUAACAAAGCUUGAUAUAAGUGAAAACAAGAUUGUCAUUUUGCUCGACUACAUGUUCCAAGACCUACAUAACCUGAAAUCCCUGGAGGUUGGGGACAAUGAUUUGGUUUAUAUAUCACACAGGGCCUUUAGUGGACUGCUUAGCCUGGAGCAGCUCACCCUGGAAAGAUGCAACCUCACAGCUGUACCAACAGAAGCUCUUUCUCACCUCCACAAUCUCAUCAGUCUGCAUCUGAAACAGCUCAACAUUAACGCUUUGCCGGCAUAUGCCUUUAAAAGACUUUUUCGCCUGAAAAACCUAGAGAUAGAGGCCUGGCCCCUCCUGGACAUGCUACCUGCCAACAGUCUGUAUGGUCUCAACCUUACUUCUCUUUCUAUCACCAACACCAACCUGUCUGCAGUACCUUACUCUGCUUUUAAACAUCUGGUUUACCUGACGCAUCUAAACCUCUCUUACAAUCCUAUCAGCACCAUUGAAGCAGGCAUGCUUUCAGAUUUAGUGCGCCUGCAGGAACUCCACAUGGUGGGGGCCCAGCUACGUACCAUUGAAUCACACGCUUUCCAAGGGCUCCGAUUCUUACGCGUGCUUAAUGUGUCCCAAAACCUGCUAGAAACCCUAGAAGAGAAUGUAUUCCAUUCUCCUAAAAGCCUUGAGGUCCUCUGCAUUAACAACAACCCUCUAGCCUGUGACUGCCGUCUCCUUUGGAUUUUACAAAGGCAACCCACUUUGCAGUUUGGCAGCCAGCCACCAAUGUGUGCUGGCCCAGACAGUGUCAAAGAGAGGUCAUUCAAAGACUUUCACAGCACAGCUCUUUCCUUUUACUUCACCUGUAAGAAGCCCAAGAUACAAGACAAGAAAUUGCAGUACCUGGUAGUGGAAGAAGGGCAGACAGUGCAAUUGAUGUGCAACGCUGAUGGGGAUCCACAACCUACCAUAUCCUGGGUUACCCCACGUCGGAGGCUGAUCACAGCUAAAUCUAACGGAAGAGCCACUGUGCUAGGAGAUGGCACCCUGGAGAUUCGAUUUGCUCAAGACCAGGACACUGGGAUCUAUGUUUGUAUUGCAAGUAAUGCAGCUGGGAACGACACCUAUUCUGCUUCCCUUAUGGUAAAGGGGUUUACCUCAGACCGUUUCCUUUACGCCAACAGGACCCCCAUGUAUAUGACAGACUCCAAUGACACAAGUUCCAAUGGAACUAAUGCAAACACCUUCUCUCUGGACCUUAAGACAAUAUUGGUGUCAACAGCUAUGGGCUGUUUCACAUUCCUUGGAGUGGUUUUAUUUUGUUUCCUCCUUCUUUUUGUGUGGAGCCGAGGGAAAGGCAAACACAAAACCAGCAUUGACCUUGAGUAUGUCCCUCGCAAAAACAAUGGUGCUGUGGUUGAAGGGGAGGUUACUGGACCACGGAGGUUCAAUAUGAAAAUGAUUUGAUGGUAUUUUGCUAGCAGUGCUUUUUCUGUGGCAUUAAAACCAAUUAAACCAGCCUGGCAUGUGGAAUUGCUAGGCAGAUGCAGCUUAAUGCAGCUGUCACUGUAUCAAAAGGUUACAUGAAAAUGAAAAGACUAUUUGUGGUUAUACAGCAGAGCCUCCAGACCUUGAGGCAGAUAUGUCAGGGCCUUUCAUAGAACUGGGAAAUUGUACUAACUGUUUGCAUUGCAAAUAUUGGCAUUCUGGGGAUAUCAGCAAUGAACCACUGGCUCAUGCUCAUGGACAAUUGUUCAACAUUUUCUACCACUACAAAAAUAAAAGAAAAAAAAACAACAACAAAAAAAAAAAGCCUACAGUGUAGGAUUUACAUACUUAAGGAAAAAGACACAUUUGUCUAAAACAUACUCUACAGUGAAAUUUGUAUCUAUAGAUCUCAUUUGGUAAAACCUUUCAUCACCCCUUCUAGUUGGUUCAACACCACAAAAAAUUGGUAGGCUUUUUGGGUUUUUUUUUGUGUUUGUUUUUUUUAAUCUACAUCUAUACUGUGUACUUUUUAAAGCAAUACAAAUGAGAGGUUAUGCUUUUAGGUGUCCACCAAUACUGACCCAAGUGUGAUGUCACCCUCCUUUUAAAUACCAUCUAAUCCAAAUUAGACACUUGCAGUUACCAAUUAGAAAUAACGUAUUUUUUCUCCUCAUGUAGAAGGCCAGAGAUGAAUAGUUAAGAGCAAAGAUGUUCAGCUCUGUUGAUCUUCUCUUCAUAUAAAUAUAAGGCAUGUGCCUAGUUUUGAUACAGAAUGGAAUAUUUUUUAUAUCUGUGAUAUCACACUGGACCAGUUUACUGUAACAGAGCCCUGGAUCUCACCCAGGGAAGGCAACCCACUAGACAUUUCUGGCAUAGAGGAGCUGAGUUCUACCUUGAAGAGAGAGAGCUGUUUUUGUUAGUCCUGAUUUUAAUGUCAAAGCCACUGCUAAAAUGUUAACGUAUACUGGGCAAAAAGAAAGAAAGCAUUUUACAUAAUCCUUGGGAAAUAUGGUUGUAUUACUAUUUAUAAAAGUAAACUAAAACAUACAAAUCCUCUGCUACUAGGAACGAACUCUUCUCCAAUGCCAAGUAAACGACGGUUGUCCAUGUAUAAUACGGGGAUCGUAAAGCUAAAAUAAUGUUUUAAAACAUGAUAGCCUCAAAAAGGCUAGCAUACUGCCAGAUAAAUGAACCUCUAGCCACAGUCAUUCUCAUCUUGUAUAUUUGUAGAUAACAGAUAAACACAAAGCUAAUUUCCAAGAACAGAUUACUUACUUAGCUCUUCUUGAUGCCAUUUUAAUAACUAUGUGGUUAUGUUUCUUUCAGGGGCAGUAUCUUAGAGGAAGAGGGGCAAGUUUUUCCAGGUUUUAGGAAGCUUUUUAAUGGAGGGAAGACAGAAGUGGAAUGUUAGUUCAGUAGAAGUAACCUUUUUUUGUUUUUUUUAUGUCUCAAAACAAAUCCUCAAAAGGCUCAGAACUGAAACUUUAUUCUUUAUCGUUGAUACUACUGAUCUUACUUUCAAAUUCUCAGUAACAGGAAGAUACAGAGUUAUUCAGCCACCUCUCAAUUUUCCAGCAAUUAUGAGCCAUAGGUUUGUUGCUAAGUGACUGAUAAUAAAUACAAUUUAUAGAUGUUUGACAUAACUUGGAACAAGGAUAAUAAUGACUAUGUACGUUUAACCAAAAUUAAUAUGAAAAUAUUAUAGACAGAAUAUUCAGAUUAAUGUGAUUUCAGAACCUGUGUCCAAUCUUAAAAUUAAAUUUCAGCACUUUAAAACCAAAGUGAGGCUGACCUGUAAUGGGAUGUAGACUUUUAUAAAAUCAGUAUCCACAAUCUUUGGCAGAGAUUUUCUAAGCAGGAUAAAAAUCUCCCACUCCUAUAAAGGGCAACGUGCCAAAAGUAAAAUCCAGCUGCACUUCCCUGAUGUACCCCUGACAUAGCUGUAGGACCCAAGGCUAGGCAGUUUUGAGAAUCUCUUUUCUUAGUGAUUGAUCCGUGGUUGCAUCAUUGCUCCAUUUUAGGUCGCCAGACUAAGAAGGAUGCAAGGGUUGUUAGAGUUGUUAGAAUUUUCUUCACUUUAGCUGGUUUUAAAUUUAGAAGUGAGUUUUCUUGCUGCUUUUUUUUUUUUUUUAUUUAAUGCUCUGAACUACUUAGUUGGAGAUUUAUGGAGAUGCUUGAGACUAAUCCUCUUUGUUCUGUGACAAUUUGUAGAACAUUAAUAAAAAGGAAUAACCCCUGACUAAAUUCUAACACCAGGGAAAUUAUUUUUACUGAUAUAGUAACCACCGCACUGAAGUCCAAAAUUCUAGUGUACCUUAAUAUGGGCAGUUAAAGAAACAAAUGGGGAUAAAACAAAAUGUUUCUGAACUGCCCAUUGAAGACAUUUGCAUGUGCCUUUCCCUUGUAAUUGUCAUUUUUUUUCUAUCAGUAAUUUAUUGCCCCCACAGUCACUUCAUGUUAAAUGUUGAAAUCAAUGUUAGAAGCAAAAAUUCUCCUAAAUUCUAGACAGUUGCAGCUGACUGAUUCAUAUUAAAUGACACAAUUAAACAGAAUAAAUCUCAAAAGAAAUAUCAAAAAAUGUGCUUUUAGGAUUAAUUAUGAAUUGCUGAAUUCCCCUGUUCCCUGAGAAUGACUCUAAAAAGUGAUUGCAUCGUUAGUGCACUGCAAGGUUUUCUGAGCAGCUCUGUGCUUAGUUACUUCUGUGAAAUGUGUGCUGGUGAUGAAAAUCAGUGCUUGCUCUUGCUGAGCACCACCUUGCAGAGCUGUCAGCAUUGUGUGUAUCGCCUUGAGUUCAGUCAGUAUUCGGUUUUUAAGAAUCAGUGUUUGCUUCCUGCCUCUAGCAAUGUUCUACUUUUUGUAGCCUAUUUAUUUCACCAUGGACUUGGCAAGGCAUAUGGCAUCUCUUAACAGAAGGGAGAACAGCAAGACUCAGAGACAAGCUUUUAUCUUGCUCCACAUAGUCUUCGUUGCGUGUGUUUGCGGGACACAUGCUUACUGUGGCUGUUUUGGAUGAAUAAGGAGUACAGCAUCAGGGUCAGACCUAUAUAAGCACCUUUGUGACAGUUCUUUUAAGACCAGGAUGGCUGAAUGCCUACUCUGCCUCUUGAAGGAGUCAUUUCUUUUCUGCUAGAGAUCAAGGAGACACCACAGUUUAUCUUACUGCAGAAGAAAAAAAGGGCUGGGCUGUGAAGAGGCAUCUGACCCACAUGGAUGCCCUAUCACACAAUGAGACAGGUGGACAGUGCAUAUCUGCCACUAAAAAGGGAAUGAAGUGUAUUCCCUUACCUCUGACUUGCAUAUUGUCUGCCCCUCAUGCUGUUACAAGACCGAGCCUGAACUCUCUGGGGAGUCAGUACAGUGAGAGUCUAAGGCACAGAAAUAGUUCUGCAGAAAAUGAAAAAAAUGAAAAUGUCAAAACCACCAGAGUGACUUGAGAAAGCAGGUACCAUGGUAAACUAGUCAAUAAUUUCUGUAAAAGCAGUGCUGAGCCUCCCCCAAAUACGUUUUGAUGGUCACUUCCACAGGCUGGUACUCCUCUUUCAUAAUGAAUGGAUGUGCACAUGCUCAGAUUCCCCAUCACUGAGCUGAAGAGGACCCUGCAACAACGUAUUAAGAAAAGAGUUUGCAAUAGUGUAAAAUGGAUUACGACUAAGCAGUGCCUAACCUCAGCCUUAUUUUUAGGUUUUGAGCUGGUUCUCUUCCCCCCUCCCCGCCCUUCUUCCUUUGUUAUUAAUUGGCAGCAUUCUUUUCAGAAAUGCUUAGUCCACAACAUCACCUCAGUUGGAUUCAGACUAGGAGACUGUGUUUACCCUCUAUUUCCCCUUCCCUUACCAUUCAUGAACCCUCUGUACCCUCCUGGUGCCAACAGGGUCAACAGGUACAACUGAGAUCAGGCGGGAGACUUUGAGCCCCCUAGAGAAUUGUGGAUACAAGCUGAUGCCACUAGAUAUUUCUUUAAACAAUUUUUUUUUAAAUUAAGUUCAUGUUAUUGUCAAGCAUUCAAGGUUUCCUUUAUUACUGUAGAUAACUGUAGAUAUCUUUUUUUCCUUAUUUCUUGCAUCAUGGUAUUGCACCAAAUAUGAUGGCAACAAUUAUAUUAUCAAAAAGAAAAUUAAGAAAGAAAACCACAUUACGUCCUCAACACCACAAAUUGUAGUUGAAGCGUAAGGAGAUAGUAAGAAC
This is a messenger RNA of Neopsephotus bourkii (Bourke's parrot), 8625 nucleotides long. RefSeq names its product leucine rich repeat and Ig domain containing 2 (gene LINGO2). Gene Ontology annotation, molecular function: protein binding. The record is from RefSeq and is a predicted model, not a curated record. The transcript has a single exon. NCBI's taxonomy places the organism in Eukaryota, Metazoa, Chordata, Aves, Psittaciformes, Psittacidae. The coding region runs from base 2602 to 4422 and encodes 606 amino acids.